Molecule: messenger RNA, 1371 nt
Organism: Helianthus annuus (common sunflower)
Lineage: Eukaryota; Viridiplantae; Streptophyta; Magnoliopsida; Asterales; Asteraceae
Product: ferroptosis suppressor protein 1
Exons: 4
Coding region: 199-1281 (360 amino acids)
Cellular component (GO): cytoplasm
Molecular function (GO): flavin adenine dinucleotide binding; electron-transferring-flavoprotein dehydrogenase activity
Source: RefSeq, a predicted model, not a curated record
AAGACAAGAGGAAAUAAGAAAGAAAAAGCAGUAAAGCGAACCGUGUUUUGAGUGCGUGAAAAAAACAUUGCAAAGACGACACAGACCGGGUAAAAGUAAAACCAUCGACGAUCAACAACACACUCUUUGACUCCUUCAUACUCAACCAACCCCGCACAUCUUAAAUAUGAUCAAAUUGCCAAAGACUUGCUCACCCAGAUGGCGAACCCGAAAGUUGUGGUUAUUGGUGGCGGAAUUGCUGGCUCCUACAUUGCUAAAUCCCUUCAGUUUCACUCCAAUCUCACCCUUAUUGAUCCGAAGGAAUAUUUAGAGAUUCCAUGGGCGAGCUUAAGAGGAAUGGUGGAACCCGGUUUUGCAGAGAGAUCUUUGAUCCAGCAUAAGGAUUAUUUAACUGGAUCGCGUCUCAUCGUAUCCAACGCUGUUGACAUACGUGAAUCCGAAGUCCUCACAUCCGAGGGACGAUUGAUCCCUUAUGAUUAUCUUGUUAUAGCUACGGGUCAUGGCGAUCCACUACCCAAAACUAGAGCUGACAGACUUAAACAGUAUCAAGCAGAAAAUGAAAAAAUUAAAGCUGCUCAAUCAAUACUGAUAGUUGGAGGUGGGCCAACUGGAGUAGAACUUGCAGGGGAAAUUGCAGUUGAUUUUCCAGAAAAGAAGAUGACAUUAGUGCAUAACGGGUAUCGGUUGCUUGAAUUUCUUGGGCCGAAAGCUUCCAAGAAGACGUUAGAUUGGCUAACAUCGAGACGCGUUGAAGUGAAACUGGAGCAAACUGUAAAUUUGGAGGGUGUUGCAGAAGAAGGAAGCAAAGUGUAUAAAACUUCAGCUGGCGAAAUUAUCAGAGCAGAUUGCCUUUUCUUGUGCACAGGGAAACCAUUGGCCUCAUCAUGGCUGAAGAACACCAUUCUAGGAGAUAGCUUAGAUGAUAAUGGGAGUUUAGUUGUUGAUGGAAAUUUGAGAGUUAAGGGCCGCAAAAAUAUUUUUGCAGUUGGAGACAUUACAAACAUCAAGGAAAUGAAGCAGGGUCAUUUGGCUAAAAAGCAAGCAUCAGCUGCAGCCAAAAACUUAAAAUUGGUGAUGAAUGGAGGAAGUGAAAGCAAGAUGGUAGCUUACAAGGUGAGUUCAACAACUAAAGCCAUUGUUUCCCUUGGAAGACAUGAUGCUGUGGCUCAGUUACAUCUUACCACAAUGAUUGGUUUAGUCCCUGGAUUACUUAAAUCCAAGGAUUUAUAUGUUGGGAAAACAAGAAAGGAAUUGGAUGUUGAUUCUUUUCUUCUUCAUUAAUCAAUUAUUGUGGGGUGUGUAAUUAUAUUGUAUACUCAUUUUGUUUAAUUUUGUUAUUCAAAUAUCAUUAAUUCUGCGUGUUGCCCAAUA